AUGCAGUUUGUUCCAUUUCAUCUCGUGACCGUGAUCCUACUGCUUGUGAUCAAUGAAAGCUCCGCUACUGCCAAGUCCCAAGCAGUUCCCGAAAUUUCAUUCAUGACGAAUCUCAACCAACAAAACGCUCCAACAUCGACGAAGGACGUCCUCCAAACGAACCAAGAUCGAAAUGCGGCUAUUGGUGGUGCCGUCGUCAAUUACCCCCCAGCCCCAAAGAAAGACCCAAUUGUCUCAACGACCGAAGAUCGAAAUGCGCUGAUUGGUGGUGCGGCUGUGUCCGUCAACCUUUCAUUGCAGAAGAAAACUCCAACCGUCUUAGACGUCGAAGAGCGAUACGCACCAAUUGGUGGUGCAGCUGUACCGUAUAACCCCCUAGUGCAAACAGGAGGUGAAAUGGUUGUCAAUUCUGAAUACGAGGGAAAGGGCUUAUUUCAGAGAAUAGCACAACUUUUCGAUGUUGGAGGCGAGGAGAAACCGACCCGUCGUCUUCGAGAGCAGUAA
Molecule: messenger RNA, 504 nt
Organism: Peronospora belbahrii
Lineage: Eukaryota; Oomycota; Peronosporomycetes; Peronosporales; Peronosporaceae
Source: the annotation of a GenBank genome assembly